AUGAUCUACUUGCCAGCAGCGACGAUAGUGUCGCAGUGGUUUGCAAAGCUUCGUGCCACUGCUACAGGCAUCUCAAUGUGCGGUAGCAGCAUAGGCACGGCUGUCUACUCCGCCAUUCUACCGAAACUGUUAAAGAUCUAUUCAUGGCGCGGGUGCAUGGCCAUUAUGGCAGCGAUGUCGUUGCAUUGCUUCGCUGCUGGCUGCCUUUUCAUUCCUCUUCGCGACUACCAAAGAGGCCACCCAAUUAAAAAGAAUGAUAAGGCAGAGAAGGAGGGAGAGGGGGAAGACGCUUCCAUGAAAUCCAAAAGUGGCCUCAGUGACACCAGGUCCAAGCGUUCGGCAACACCAAACUCAGGCUCUAUGGCGGAGAGUGGAUACCUAAAGCGCACAGAUGCUGUGAGUUGCCUGAUUGAGGCCUAUCUUAACUCGCUUUCCCCCCAUCCAAAUUAA
Molecule: messenger RNA, 450 nt
Organism: Hydatigera taeniaeformis
Lineage: Eukaryota; Metazoa; Platyhelminthes; Cestoda; Cyclophyllidea; Taeniidae
Source: the annotation of a GenBank genome assembly